This is a messenger RNA of Carassius gibelio (silver crucian carp), 1614 nucleotides long. RefSeq lists its product as uncharacterized. The transcript has 9 exons. The record is from RefSeq and is a predicted model, not a curated record. Gene Ontology annotation, molecular function: MHC class II protein binding; protein tyrosine kinase binding. Gene Ontology annotation, cellular component: membrane raft; external side of plasma membrane. Lineage: Eukaryota; Metazoa; Chordata; Actinopteri; Cypriniformes; Cyprinidae. Bases 107 to 1327 code for a protein of 406 amino acids. Gene Ontology annotation, biological process: positive regulation of ERK1 and ERK2 cascade; T cell activation; interleukin-15-mediated signaling pathway.
CUUAGUCUGUAGAUCAGAGGAAGUGAACAAACACAGGAAGAGCUGAUAGUGUUUAAAGAAAGAGUUGAGAUCAUAUAAUAAAGAUAAAGACUGAGAGAAAGAGAGAAUGUCUGAUAAUAGUCAUCUGUGUCUGCUGGGACUGAUCUUUCUCUCUUUACUUCUCACAGGUGUCAGUGGAGUGGAUGAUGUUCAUGUGUUCAUCAGUUCUGGUGAAGAUGUCCGUCUGCCCUGUAAUAAUGCUCUUCAGGACUGUACAUCAACUACAUGGAACCAUUACAGUUAUUCAGCAGCAGUUGAAUUGAUUAAAUUAGGGUUAAAGAAUAAAGACUCAGAGAGACAUGAGAGACAUGAGAGACUGAGUCUGGGGUCUGACUGCUCUCUGAACAUCAGGAACAUCUCAACAGAAGAUCAUGGAUCUUACAUCUGUCAACAAUGGACUGGUGAGGGUGGACCACGACUAAGACCUGAUGCUGGUGUUUAUCUGCAUGUUCUUCAUGUCUCAUCCUCACACACUGAGAUCAGUGCAGGUCUCUCUGUGACUCUCUUCUGUCGGCUGUAUUCAUAUCCUCAAGUCUCUUGUGAUGAUUGGAUCCGUUCUGAGAGAAUUGAUCUGUUCUGGGUGAAUCAGACUGGUGUUAAAUCAGACUCCAGAUAUCAGAUAUCAUCCUCAUCAUAUCCCUGUAUCAUCUCUCUGACUACAACACUCCUGAAUGAAGAUGACAACAGAGAGUGGAGAUGUGAAGUUACUCAGAGAGAUCAAGUCAAGACCUCAGUCACAUACACUGUCAAGAGUUCAGCUCAAGCUGAUUCAACGACAACAGUGAAUCUAGUCACAAAAUCAACACCAACAACAGCAGUGAUUUCAGUCCACAGCACAGACUUCCCUACAGCAGCAGGGACUACUACACCAGUGAAUGUGACUAUGAUUGUUGUCGGCACUUCAUUCAUUCUUCUCCUUCUUGCUCUGAUUCUUUGGAUGAUGAUUCGUAAAAAAAGAUCCGCUGUCAGAAGAGCGACGGAUGACUCUGUGGAACCAUCAUCCAGAGCUGGGAGCAACUCAUUGUUUUGCGAGCCACAAGUAAAUCUUGAGUCUUUGCAUUCAAGUCCCGAGUCAAGACGGACAAGUCCAUGUCGAGAUGAGCAGACAGAUGAUGUGACUUAUACUGAAGUUACUGCGGUCAGUAAAAACAGAGCCAAAAAGAACAAGGUUUGCUGUGAUGAUAAAGUGACUUACGCUUCCAUCGGAGGAGCAAAAGCUGGAGAUCAGGAAGACUGCAGUCAACUUUACGCUUCUGUAAACAAGAACCAUCACAAAUCAGGAAAAUAAUCAGAAUCAGAAUGAGCUUUUAUUGCCAGGUAUGUUUACACAUACAAAUAAUUUGUUUUAGUGACAGAAGCUCCACAGUGCAACAUGACAGGAUGACAGUGACAAGACAGGACACAGAUAAUAAUAAUAAUAAUAUACAAACAUACAAAAUAGACAAUGUACUAAAUAGCAAAAACAAAAUAUAUAAUAUAUAAUAUAGACAAUUAUGUAUGUACAGGUAUAUGUGCAAAUUUAAAAUGUAAAUAAGUAUGUUUGUUAAAUAAAUAGUGUAUACUAGUAUUGUGUGU